AGUAGUGAGGAUGGGAGUGUCCCAUUAAAUUAAAUUCCGAAAAAAGCAACAAACAGAUGGUGUUGGAGUUAAAACAGAAUGUGCAUGCCAUGAUGGACUACUUCUUUGUCUAUCUCCAUCGACUCCGACUCUCAGACUGACACACCUUCUUCUUAUAUCAUCCCUCCAACAGAAUCACACACCAUUUCUCACUUCCCUUACAACCUACCCACCAAACUCCUCCCACCCGCAUAUGUCAAUGGGACUCAACAAACCAUGUUUUCUCCUUACAGUGAUAGCUGGGAUGGAGAGAUUUGCAUUCAAAGGGGUGGCUUCCAAUUUGGUAACGUAUCUGACAGAUGUUAUGGGGAUGAGCAAUUCUUCAGCCGCGAAAUAUGUGAAUGGGUGGAUGGGAUUUACGUCGAUGCUGCCGCUCAUAGUGGCGACGCUCGCCGACUCUUACUGGGACAGAUACUCCACAAUUUUCGCCUCUUCUGUGCUUUACGCUGCGGGGCUUUUAGCUUUGACAUCAACUGCGGUGCGAUGGCCUUGGAUACCAACGAACAAAGUACAUUCAAUAUCAUCCCUAUCAUGGUCUCUCUAUAUGAUUUCGCUUGGGCAAGGGGGUUAUAACCCUUCCUUACAAGCCUUUGGGGCGGACCAACUUGAAAACGAAGAUGAAUUACCUCAUACUAAUAAUAACGACGAACAGAGCUCCAACAAGAAGAGUUUGUUUUUCCAACGGUGGUACUUUGGCGUGUGUUGUGGCAGCCUCCUUGGUGUCUCAGUUAUGUCUUAUAUUCAAGACACUGUAGGUUGGGGACUAGGAUUCGCUAUUCCAACCCUUUCGAUGAUAGUGUCGAUUCUAAUGUUCUUGUGUGGCAACCGGUUCUAUAUGCACAAGCAGAGUAAGGCUACUGAUGGAAAGUCUUUGGAAGAAAUUGUCCAGGCAAUCAAAGCAAGUGUGUCAAAGAUGAUCAACGGUGUGAAUGGUUUGUCGAACAAUGGAUACACUAAGGUUGAGUUAGAACUUCAGGAGAAACCACUUUGCAGUCAAGACAUAGAUCAUGAAUCGGGCUUUGGGGAGAGUCAAGAACAAUGUGUGCCUCCUCUUGAAGCUGCAAGGAUAGUAUUGCGCCUGUUGCCAGUUUGGAUUAUGCUUCUAAUGUUUGCGGUCAUCUUCCAACAGCCCGUAACGUUUUUCACCAAGCAAGGCAUGACAAUGAAGAGAAACAUAGGAAGCAAGUUCAAAAUCCCACCAGCUGCGCUGCAGAGUGCAAUUACAGUAUCCAUAAUCAUUCUGAUGCCCUGGUACGACAUGUUUUUCAUUCCCCUCAUACGUAAUAUCACACGCAACGAGAAGGGCAUCUCCGUGAUGCAGAGGAUGGGCAUCGGGAUGUUUCUAUCAGUCAUAGCUAUGAUCAUUGCGGCUAUUACAGAAAGGAGACGUCUUGAGAUCGGUAGAAACAUGAAAGUAUCGUCAGAAGACGUGCCGUUUAGCAUCUUUUGGUUGCUUCCGCAGUACAUAUUGUUGGGGAUUUCAGAUAUCUUCACUGUUGUAGGGAUGCAAGAAUUCUUCUACUCUGAAGUUCCUGUGAGAAUGAGAACAAUGGGAAUAGCUCUAUACACGAGUGUUUUUGGUGUGGGGAGUUUCUUGAGCGCAUUUCUUAUUUCUGUGAUUGAAUAUUUGACGAGUUCAAGAGGGAAACAGGAUAGCUGGUUCUCCGACGACAUGACUAAAGCUCGACUCGAUAAGUACUACUGGUUCUUGGCAUUGUCAAGCUCGAUAAGCUUGCUAGCUUUUGUGACUUUUUGUAGAUAUUUCAGAGAUAGAACAUGAGGAGUUGUCUAGGAGGGCAUUGCUCGAUGUAAAUAAUGUUUGUUCAGUUGACUUCUACCAAUGUUAAUGUACCAUAGCCGACUAAGAGAGUUUUAUGCUUGUAAACAUGCAUGCGGUUUGCUUGGGGUCCAAGUUGUGCAUGUUGACUGUCACCUAGAACAUCGGAAAUUUGGUGCUCUCCAUAUGAAUUACACGCACAUGAAUUGUGAUCC
Messenger RNA from Sesamum indicum (sesame), 2031 nucleotides. RefSeq names its product protein NRT1/ PTR FAMILY 5.9. The record is from RefSeq and is a predicted model, not a curated record. Gene Ontology annotation, cellular component: membrane. NCBI's taxonomy places the organism in Eukaryota, Viridiplantae, Streptophyta, Magnoliopsida, Lamiales, Pedaliaceae. Gene Ontology annotation, molecular function: transmembrane transporter activity. Gene Ontology annotation, biological process: transmembrane transport.